This is a messenger RNA of Misgurnus anguillicaudatus (oriental weatherfish), 3256 nucleotides long. It is a transcript of the gene crfb15, whose product is annotated as cytokine receptor family member B15. Gene Ontology annotation, cellular component: plasma membrane. The record is from RefSeq and is a predicted model, not a curated record. Gene Ontology annotation, molecular function: protein binding; cytokine receptor activity. Gene Ontology annotation, biological process: cytokine-mediated signaling pathway. Lineage: Eukaryota; Metazoa; Chordata; Actinopteri; Cypriniformes; Cobitidae.
CUGGGGACCCAAUUAUAGCACUUAAACAUGGAAAAAGUCUGAUUUUCACGUCAUGACCCCUUUAAAAUCAACACAUUCUGGGACAACACACUAAAUGCGUUGUCCCAGAAUCCAUCCAUUUCUGAGUUACUAUUAAAACAUUACAUUUUGUGUUACUUUUAACACAACUUGUGUUUUAUUUGAACACAAAAUCAACACAAAGUGACACAUAAUGUGUUAAAAUUACACAUAAUGUGUUAAAAGCAUAACACAAAAAUGUGUAAAAAAAAUUAACACAUCCUUUCUAAGAGUGUUGUAUGAGGUGUCACAAUCACCUUUUUUUUUUUAAAUAGUUACUGGUGAAAAAAAUAUUCAAAGACUUUUGCUCCCUGUUUAAAAAUAUACAGCUGAAUAACAUGUGAACUGGUUGUGAAGCUUACAUCUGACCUUAGUGUACAUUUUUGGCAGAGCUCCUGUUUCAAAAGAGGGUCAUAUCAGACCAUAACAAUGAAGACGGUAUUAUCUUAUCCUCUGUCCUACUGGAAAAAAGUACCAAAACUCAGUAUACAGUCCAAAGUAUUACAUAUUUAUUUAAGAUGUGCUUUUUUGUUAUGUUGCAAAAUGAAUCAUUUACCAGACAAUGAAAUGCAAUUUAUGGUUUUCUUAACUUGGCGCUUCAAACAUGGAAUCAAAUUACACUGUUAAAAAUAAAAGUUGGAUCAACUUAAAAAAUUACUUCAAUUGGUACCACUUUAAAAUGUGAAGGUUCUUUUUUCAACUUAAAUUUUCUUACUUUUCAAAGUUUUUAUAUAGCAGGUUUCACUUUUUACAGUUUUUGCCCACCAUUUAGUUUUUACUCAUUUGUCCCCAAGGUUGUUUUAGAAAUAAUAGGAAUUGUGUUAUAGGCUAAUCUUUUUGCUUUUGUUAACCAGUUUCACACACAAAAUGAAUCAAUAAGAGUAGCAUUUAAAAAGAAAAUAAAUGCAUUUUAGCGUCGGCAAAAUCUGGGAAAUUAUUUGGCAACAUUACAGGGUCUGAAUCAAUAAAAGGAAACAGGAUUUUACAAUAACUUUGAGUUAUUUCUUCAAUGGAGAUUCAUUGGUCUACUUGAAUACUCCUGUGGUUGAUUCAUUCAAAAAACAAGAAGAGCAAAAAAAGCAGUUCUGUAUUUUUGUGACAGAUGACCACAGCAAACACAAUGUUGAUUUCUAAAGAACAGUCAACUCUCUCUGUUUUUUCCCUGGUUAGUUAUAUUUUACCUUACAAUAAUUCGUAUUAGUCAUUUGUGCAAUAAUUUGUAUUUAUAUUGGCAAUUAUAAGUGUAAGUUUCAAAAUAUUACUAACCAGGGUGCCGGGAGGGGGGAGUUAUGACAUUUUAUCUUUUAAAAUACAUUAAUUUAUCAUAGGUUUUGUGAAAUUAAAUGUAUAAGGCUACCAACCAAUACUAUUCUAUAAUUGAAUAUGUUUUGUUUAAUUAAAAUUUUAAGUUUGAGAUUGUUUUAUGUCUCAAAUUUUCUUUGGGAAAACAAGGGGGGACACGACAAAAAGUUUGAGAACCACUGCAGGUAAGUCACAAAAAAAUGAAUGAAAUUUCCAGAUUCUCAUUUUGUUUUUCCAUGAGCUUGAUGAAUUUUCCCCUUCGUAGUCUUUGUAUAUAAACAUAUAUUUUAAGGAGGAAGUAAAUCAUUGUUCUUGGUUCCUGUUGAUCAUGUGACACACGCACGCAGAGGUUAAAUUCCCGGCCACUGCUGUCCUGUCAGUGAUUAUUACAGUCAUGUCUGUGGAGAUCAGAGCAUUGAGUGUAUUAUUAUGUGUGAUACUGAACAUUUACCCAUCACAUGCUGGAAUGACAGAAUUGGCUGCACCUGAAAAUGUGAAGAUAACGUCCAUCAACAUGGGUGCAAUUCUUGAGUGGACAUAUCCAGACAGUUUUAUGGAUAAUGUAACAUAUACUGCAAGAUAUAUCCUGAGAAAAUCCAUUAUUUACAUCUGUAUGAACUCAAAAGAGCUACAGUGUGACGCAGGAGAUCUGCCUACUACAUAUGGGAGAUACUUUUUUCAGGUGCGAGCAGAGCAUCAGGGACGAUUCUCUCCAUGGACAAAUGCAUCUGAAUUCAUACCAAAAGACCACACUAUCAUAGGACCACCUACUGUACAUCUUGCCAUCAGAAAUAAUAUUUUGGAUGUGCAUGUUCAAGACCCAGUGCUGAAAGUGGGCACACUUACAGUUGUUUACUUCCCAGUGUCUUACAUCAUCAAAUAUUGGAUUGAUGGCUUGGAAGACUCAGUGAUAGAGAAAAAGAUUAAAAAGACAGAAGAGGACAAGAUGGAAGAUGUCAAAAGAAGCAUAAAAGCGUUAAGCUUAUGGAGCAGAUAUUGUGUUCAGGCUCGAGUGGUUCAUAAGGACUACACAAAUCUGACCCCGUUCAGUACACCUGUUUGUGUGCUCAAUAUUCCUGUGGGGACCAGUUGUGUGAUCGCCGCAGCCAUCCUGCUUCCUCUGGUGAUCCUGGCUUCCUGGAUGAUAUAUAAAAUGAAAUCGUUUCUGUAUCCCAAAACCAAACUACCAGAUCGUUUCAGCAAGUUUGAGGCCAUACAACAUGCAACAAAUCAGAAAGAAAGGCUGGAUAAAAUAAGUGCCAUAACGGAGGAACAUCUUCAUGAUGGGCUCAGUGUGAAAGACAAGAUUUCGGAGGAAACGUCCUGUCUAACCCCGAUCCAAAUGGAAGAUGACUACAAACACCUGAUGCAAACAAAACCAGCACCUACUUUUUACCCAAACCAUAUCUACCCAUUGUGCUUGAAGAGCAAGCUGCUUACUCAUUUAAAUCAACCUGGGAUCGGAAGCUCCAAUGCCAUUCAGACCUACUACAAUUUUAACGACCCCAACAUUGAUGAGAAAAUAACUAAUAGUGUUUACUGAACACUGUAAAAACGUUUUCUUACCUGGUUGCUUUAAAAUUUUAAGUAAAUUUAACUUAAAAAUUUAGUUGACACAACAAUUUUUACCCAGCUUUUUUGAGUCAACUAAUAUUUUUAAGUUGAACCAACAAAUCUUAAUUUACAGUGAAGGGACUGCUGGACAAUUUAAGAUUUGUCUGUUACAGAAUAUGUUUGUUAUUAGCUAUGACAUUUGUUAUAUUAUAUCUGGUGCAAUAAGUCUCUACGUAUACAGUAUAUUUAGAAUGUAAAUAAUUUCUGUGUUGAGAAAACAGUUUAUUUUUUUAAUUUAUUGUUGUAAAUAAUGUGUUUAACAGUAAAUGAAAAAGGAACAAUC